UUCCCACUUCAUACUUCCUAUCUUUCUCCGUCUUUCUCAAAUUCUUUUCCUCUCCGGCCGAUAUGCAAGCUCAGCAGGAAUUUGUGGGAUCUAACGAUCAGACCCUGAUGAUGAAAGGCAAGCGCACCAAGCGCCAGAGGUCAGCCUCUCCGUUCUGCCUUGCCGCCAUGACUUCCAGCUCAUCCAGUGGCUGUGGUGGGGGUGAAAGGGGAAUCCUGGAGGAUUACUAUUCAAUUUCAUCUCCGACCACUUCCGGUGAUGAAAUUUGUGAGAGCACUGAAGAAGAGGAGGACAUGGCUAAUUGUUUAAUUAUGUUGGCUCGAGGUGAUGGAGCCAGGCGGAUUGAAGAAAAUCGUGUUACCAAGAUGCAGGGGAGGUUCAGUUCUCGGAAAUUCUCUGAAUUAGCCACCGACGAGGCUAACAAAACGGCGGCAGGAUUUUAUGUUUACGAGUGCAAAACCUGCAACCGGUCGUUCCCGUCGUUCCAAGCACUGGGAGGUCACAGGGCCAGCCACAAGAAGCCUAAGGCGACAGCAGAGGAGAAGAAAUCCCCUGUUUCACCGCCGCAGAAGGAUGAUUCCGAAGGAGGGCAACCCCAGAGGGAAAGUCCGGUUAUCGCUCUGCAAAUUAGCAACAGUAAGGCUAAAGUUCAUGCGUGUUCGAUUUGUGGGUCCGAAUUCACGUCCGGUCAAGCCCUCGGCGGUCACAUGAGAAGACACCGAGCUGCCGCCGCUGCAGCCAAUCAAUUCGCCGUGAGUAACGACACAAGCACCACUAUGGACUCCAACAACGGUAGCGAAGAUGUCAAACCCAGAAACAUACUCCCUUUGGAUCUCAAUCUUCCGGCACCGGAAGACGAUCUCCGGGGUACUAAGUUCCAGUUUGGGUCUUCCCAACAAGCUCUGGUUUUCUCAUCACCAGCUUUGAUAGAUUGCCAUUACUGAAAAAAACCACACCGCCGGUGUGAAAAUGUUGAUGUGAAUUAUUAAUAUUGAUUGAAUUUCGCAUUAUUAUUCAACACUACAUAGAAUAUUCUUUGAAUUAAUUUCCUUAUUUUUC
Messenger RNA from Rubroshorea leprosula, 1059 nucleotides. The record is from the annotation of a GenBank genome assembly. NCBI's taxonomy places the organism in Eukaryota, Viridiplantae, Streptophyta, Magnoliopsida, Malvales, Dipterocarpaceae.